Molecule: messenger RNA, 1563 nt
Organism: Heterobilharzia americana
Lineage: Eukaryota; Metazoa; Platyhelminthes; Trematoda; Strigeidida; Schistosomatidae
Source: the annotation of a GenBank genome assembly
UGACAACAGAUUUAGUGCUGGCAUUAACGACGCCAGUUGGAUCAUUGGAAUAUGUGCUAUGUGGGUCCCGAGGUGAAUCACAUAAAACAGAGCAGGGGUGGAGACUGUGAUAUUUUUAGUCACUAUGCGACGUCAUACGCAGCUUCUUACAAACAGCAUUUGAAAAAUUUCACUUCUUCAACUUGUUCAUAUUAUGGUUCUGGGUUUGUAUCCAAUACGAGACCAGUACUACAUUACACCAGUUUCCUUGACGAGAAGGAUAAUCCUGCCAUCAAAGCUGUAUUAGACUAUAACUAUCUGACUACAACUCACAAGGACUUUACACCAUUUGCAACACCCUCUGGAAAGGAGCUUCUUCCUUGCCUUAAACGUCCAUCAAAUAAAAAAAUCAGGAAGAGAACUUUUUCUCGGCAGAAGGUAUGCUUAACUACCAGAAAUUGAAUGAUAUUCUUACUCCUGUAAUGCCAAAAGUUAAACCAUUGCUCCAUAGUGAAAAAGGUCUCUGGGAUGUUGAAGAUGAGAAUUUUGGCCAUGGCCCUGGGUGUUAUUCAACAACCUACUCAACACAUUACUGUAAUGCGAAGUCUAGGUCGAAUGACCCAGCUAUAACAAGUGUCGGCCGUAAAGAGGAAUCUGGUUCUACCCGUAAUAUAAACAAUUUUGAUGCUGUCAAUAACCGUUUCGUUCAUUCAUAUGUAACGGUUGAACCACGCUGGAAAACUGAUCGAAAUACUGGGCAAACUGUCUAUAUGGAUGACUUUAGACCUUACUUGUAUAAAAACGGCUCUGAAGCUCUACCACGUUGGAUGGGUAAUUUGUCAUGCCAGAAACCGAACAGCUAUGUACUUCAGAAUAAACUUUGGCCUGAAUAUAAAACUAUUCAUCCAAGAAAUGUAUAUGAUCAGGCCAAGGACAUGUCUGAAGAACGUUUAGAAAAACUGAGAAAAGAAGACCCCGCUGAAUAUCAGAAUGCUGUUUCUGCAUUUAUAGAACCAAGUAUGUCAAAAGGUGUUCAUAAUGGUUUACAAGAACAGCCUAAAUCGCUGGCUGAACGAUUGGGUAGCGUAACUGUUGGUAAAGUUGAACCAAGUGGCUCCGCUCUUAAUCUUUCUGGAAAUAUACAAACACGAGAUAUGCCACCGGAUCGUUUUAUAACGCAUAAUAUGACUCAAUAUUAUGCCCCACCACCAGGUCAAGACGCUGGUGAUCGUGAAGGUCAUAUUCAUUUUAACACACAACCUUCAAAGAAACACAGAUUUCUAGAUCAGCCAAAUUAUCUUAUUUUGAAGCCCAAGAACCAUCAACUGAUAAAUUACAUGCUUUUACGCCUUAUCAAUCAAAAAGUAUUCAGGCAAGGGAUACGCUCCCUAUUCCACCUACAAAAAGCAUCAUCUGAUCUGUCAUCUUGUUCCUAUCCAACAGCUUGAAAAUUUCCGUUAAUUUUCAACAAUGGUUUUGAAACACUUUAUAACUUUAGAUAAUGUUGUUAAGUUACUUACUAUUAGGUAGUAGCAUGAUUUUAUUUUUGGACUUUAUUCAUGAAAUAAAAUCUAUGGAUUACUC